AUGGGUUUCCUUGCUAUCAUGCUUCGGUAUGGCGAGCGGGGAUAUUUUCAACCUCUAGUGGAAGGCAUCAAGAACUGCUUUUCCCGAGUCUUCUGGCUGGCAACCUGUGGCCGCUGUGGUCCUUGUGCGGCUCUGCUGUCAUGCUGCCGCUGCUGUCGCGGUAGCGAAAAGUCCCCGCGCUCCGAGACGAAGGCGGACCUGGAGGAAACGCUCGAGACAGACGCGGCUCAGGUCGAGGCUGAGGUGCACUCAUCAUCUUCAUCUGGCCACACCACAGAUCUUCCAGAUCCAGAGCCCUCGGCGCCGAGCCCGGCGCCAGCGCGCUUAGCACGGCGCUGCGAGUGCUGGCGUUGGCCGCUGGCAGUGCUGCGACGAGUUGUACUGAAGGCGCCACCACUGGAAGUGCGGAAGCAGCUGGAAGGUUUGGACGAGCGCAAGGAGAUCAAACGUGAACAUCUCGACAAGUGGAAUGAGUUGGGCGGGACACAACGUGCAGUCCAGCCCAUGCCUCAAGGCAUUGCGCCUGGCACUGAAGGCUGGUAG
Molecule: messenger RNA, 543 nt
Organism: Cladocopium goreaui
Lineage: Eukaryota; Dinophyceae; Suessiales; Symbiodiniaceae
Source: the annotation of a GenBank genome assembly